Molecule: messenger RNA, 3868 nt
Organism: Pungitius pungitius (ninespine stickleback)
Lineage: Eukaryota; Metazoa; Chordata; Actinopteri; Perciformes; Gasterosteidae
Gene: naglu
Product: N-acetylglucosaminidase, alpha
Exons: 6
Coding region: 83-2338 (751 amino acids)
Source: RefSeq, a predicted model, not a curated record
GCAACGCUUCCUGGUCACAUGCAAAUGAGAAAAUUAAGUUGUUUUUAAAUCUGCGCUACGGUGGGAAACUCCGAGAUUCAACAUGUCCCAUAGAAUCAGCCGUGGCCUGGUUCUGGUCGUCGUGUUCUGUCUCUUUGUUACUGUCUUCUGUAAAUUCCCAUCUCUAGACCAAAUAAAACCGCGAGCCAGCGACAAGGCGCAAGGCAGAGCGGUGGUCGAGCUGUUGAAGCGGCUGCUCGGCACCCGGUCCCCGGAGUUCAUAGUGUCGGUCAACCGCAGCCUCUCCAACGACAGCCUGGAUGUGUGCGAGCUCAGGUCCACCAGGAACUACAAGGUCGUCGCUACGGGCAGUACCGGAGUGGCAGUGGCUUCUGGCAUUUACAACUAUCUCAAAUAUUUCUGCAACUGCCAUGUUUCCUGGUCCGGGGACCAACUGGAUUUGCCUCGUCCUCUGCCCAAAAUCACCGGCGUCCUGCGCAUCAACACCCAGCAUCGUUUCCGGUAUUACCAGAACGUGUGCACCUUUAGCUACUCCUCCGUGUGGUGGGACUGGCCAAGAUGGGAGCGAGAGAUCGACUGGAUGGCGCUCAAUGGAAUCAAUCUGCCGCUGGCCUUCACUGGUCAGGAAGCCCUGUGGCAGGAGGUUUACCGAGCUCUUGGCUUGAACCAGUCGGAGAUUGAAGAGUUCUUCUCAGGUGCAGCGUUUCUGGCCUGGAACCGUAUGGGGAACCUCGUUAAGUUUGGUGGGCCUCUGCCACAGUCUUGGCAUGUGAACCAGCUCUCCCUCCAAUUUAAAAUCCUGGCGAGAAUGAGAUCUUUUGGUAUGAUUCCUGUGCUGCCGGCCUUCUCUGGGAACAUUCCUAAGGGAAUCCUCAGGCUGUAUCCAGAAGCCAAUGUAACCAGAUUGAGGCCUUGGUCUCACUUCAACUGCAGCUACUCGUGCUCCUACGUAUUGGAACCUCGCGACCCACUUUUUCUCCGGAUCGGUUCCCUUUUUCUGUCCCAGGUGGUCAAGCAGUUUGGUACAGAUCAUAUCUACAACACUGACACCUUCAAUGAGAUGAGUCCACCUUCCUCUGACCCCACGUACCUGGCUGCAGUCAGUCGCUCUGUCUUUGCCUCAAUGACUGCAGUUGAUCCUCAGGCAAUUUGGCUGAUGCAAGGCUGGUUGUUUUUCAGUGACGCAGCGUUCUGGAAGCCAGCUCAAAUGAAGGCCCUGCUACACGGCGUGCCCCUUGGAAGAAUGAUCGUGCUGGACCUGUUUGCGGAGACUGAGCCAAUUUUCUCUCGCACGGAGUCCUUCUACGGACAGCCCUUUAUCUGGUGCAUGUUGCAAAACUUUGGGGGCAACAGUGGAUUCUUUGGCACAGUGGAGAGUAUCAAUUCGGGGCCGUUUAAAGCCUUACAUUUCCCAAACUCCACCCUGGUGGGCCUAGGCAUGACGCCGGAGGGCAUCGAGCAGAAUCCUGUGAUGUUUGAGUUGAUGAGCGAGCUAGCGUGGCGCAAAGAGCCCGUCAACUUGUCCAAGUGGGCGUCGCUGUAUGCAAUGCGCCGCUACGGCAGCACACAGGAGAACCUGACCACCGCAUGGAGGCUCCUGUUCGCCAGCGUAUACAAUUGCACAGUGCCACACUACCGAAACCACAACCACAGCCCACUGGUGCGCCGACCCUCUUUUCACAUGAAUUCUGACGUCUGGUAUGAACCAUCGGAUUUGUACAAAGCCUGGAAACUGAUUAUGGAGGCAGCUCCGUCUCUCAUGUCCAAGGAGACUUUCCGGUACGACCUUGUGGAUGUGACUCGGCAGGUCCUAGAAGUCCUGACAACCUCGUUUUACCACGAAAUCACAGACGCCUUCCAGAACAAAAAGCUGCCAAAGCUGCUGAUUGCAGGCGGGGUGCUGGUCCAUGAUCUGUUGCCUGAACUCAAUCGUUUGCUAUGCAGCGACCGCAACUUCCUGUUAGGGACGUGGCUGGAACGAGCGCGAUCUUUAGCCCUAGACGAAAAGGAAGCACAGCUCUACGACAUGAACGCCAGAAACCAGCUGACCCUAUGGGGUCCCAGCAGCGAGAUCCUGGACUACGCCAACAAACAGUGGGGCGGUCUUAUGGAGGACUACUACGCCCAGCGAUGGGGCCUUUUCAUUCACACUCUGGUUGAGUGUCUGGACAGUGGACGACCAUUCAAGCAGGAUGCCUUCAACCAGGCGGCUUUCCAGGUAGAAAAGGGAUUCAUUUACAACGGCCAUCGGUACCCGACCAAGCCUCAGGGGGACACGUACGAGAUCGCCCGCAGGAUAUUCCUCAAGUACUACCCACAAGCGUUGAAGACCCUUUAGUGAGCAGGGACUACGUUUUGGAGAGAACAGAACAAUUUCUUCUGAACAUGCAGUUAAAUGAGUCCUGGACAGUUGUGCAUGUUGCAGGAGACUAGAAGGAUUUUCCCUUUACAUUUACCCAGAUUACAUUUCCAAUCCAACGGACUUUCAGUGCCGUUUUUGAACUGACAAUCUGAAAACAGUCAAAUGAAGAAAUGUAUUUGAAUGUCAUAUGGAAUAUGUGUUUGGUUAGCCCAUAUUAGCAUUAGCAUAAAGACUUUAAGAUUGGUGGGGGGCUAGUUGACUGUCCAAAGUAAAUACAAGACCAAAGCUGCAUUAUUUACAGAGUAUGUCCCUUGUACACCUGUAUAACCCUGAGCAUCGUAGAAAUGACAUGUUUCGCUUUCCGGGAGAAUAAAGCGGUGAGACAAAUUCUUAUUAAGAGGUUUUCCAUCCACUCGGUGCUGCUGUAAAGUGUGUGUGUGUGUGUGUGUGUGUGUGUGUGUGUGUGUGUGUGUGUGUGUGUGUGUGUGUGUGUGUGUGUGUGUGUGUGUGUGUGUGUGUGUGUGUGUGUGUGUGUGUGUGUGUGUGUGUGUGUGUGUGUGUGUGUGUGUGUGUGUGUGUGUGUACACAGCCACCACCUCAGACUUGUCUGGACAAACAGAUUUGCUAAAGACGAGACGACUGGAUAGACGAGACGUGGAUAUCAUUCUGGACAAGUUGUGUGAGACCUGAUUUUGAUGUUUUACCAGGUUUUAGGGGGACUUUGGGUGAUUAUUGUUAUAUAAACUUCUAAGGCUGAUUUAUUCCACACAGGCAUUGGGUUGAUCGGAAAUUCAGUUGCAUAAAAGAAAAAAUACCAACAUUCUUUUUCUAAAGCAUGGCUGGCGGACGGGCAUUUUAAUGUUGGUCCUCCAGUGGCAGGCUGACCAUUAAAAAGAUGAAUUUUGAAUUUUAUUUGCAUAUUUUGCCUUAACCUGCCUCUGGAACGUACGUGCGUGUGUAAGAAUUUUCUAACCAAUUUACAAUUUCAUGCGUCUGUGGUCAGUGAGCUUGUCCCAUUUACUAGAUGACCUGCUGUAGUGGUCUUCUGAACAGGUUUGUUUAAUGCUGGUAAUUAUUUUUCAGGAUUUCUUUUUAGAAAUGUAUUUUUAUAGAAAAGGCAUUAAGGCUAAACUGUCUCGUAUCGCAUGCAGAACAAUCCCAUUCUGAAAGACAUGCUCUUUUUUUUAUGAGUCACAUUAGUUUUGUUUUGGAUGAGAUUUCUUUUGAUUACUGUAGUUUCAGUUGGUCAUUUUUGGGAGAGUAAUUAUUUUAGCAUUUUAACACUAUCACGAUAUGAGCCCAGCUUAUAUUCAUAAUGGACAAGCAAAGUAUUUGCAUUCUUUAUUGUGUAAAUACUAAUUUUUGUAUUUUGAUUCACGUUGUUGUUCUUUAACUCAGGCAUUUUCUAAAACGCUAAAUACAAUGAUGACAUUCGCCAACUCUGCCACACGCUCAUUUUAUACCAGCAGUUGCUUUGUUGUGUGUUAAUAAAGUCAUCUAAUCAUA